AUGCGAGUGGAUUUGUUCUGGGUGUGCUUUUGGGGGGUUCUCCGGUCAGGGUACGCCGGGCAGGGACAGCCAUCCUCUGCCGUGUGCUCGCCCGUGUGCAGCUGCGAUGAAGAUGGAGGUGCAGACUGCUCCGGGAGAGGGCUGACCACUGUGCCCACCGGACUGCGAGCCUUUACCUACUAUCUAGACUUGAGCAUGAACAACAUCACUGAGCUGCCCGCCUUCGUAUUCAAGAACCUGCCGUAUCUGGAGGAACUGCGGUUGGCGGGAAACGACUUGUCAUUCAUCCACCCGGAAGCGCUGUCUGGACUCCAACACCUCAAAGUCCUGAUGCUUCAGAACAACCAGCUGAUGACCGUCCCGAGUGCUGCGCUAAAGAACCUCAACUCUCUCCAGUCCUUGCGUCUGGAUGCCAACCACAUCACCAGUGUCCCGGACGUGAGCUUCGAAGGCCUGCAGCAGCUCCGCCACCUCUGGCUGGACGACAACAACCUGAGGGAGGUCCCGGUGGGCUCGCUCACACUCCAGACCAAUCUACAGGCGCUGACUCUGGCGCUCAACCGCAUCUCGUACAUUCCAGACAACGCCUUUGCCAACCUGACCAGUCUCGUUGUGCUACAUCUUCAUAACAACCGCAUUAGGGAAAUAGGGGAGAAGUCUUUUGCUGGUCUGGUGAAUCUGGAGACCCUAGAUCUUAACUUCAAUAACUUGAUGAGUUUUCCCAACGCGAUCCAGUCCCUGCCCAAACUCAAAGAGCUCGGCUUCCACAGUAACGACAUUGCUUCCAUACCUGAGGGGGCCUUCCAUAACAACCCCCUGCUACGAGCCAUACAUUUGUAUGACAACCCUCUGUCCGCUGUCGGGGCCUCAGCUUUUCAAAACCUGUCGGACCUCCAGUCGCUGAUGCUGCGUGGAGCCAGUAAAAUGGAGAACUUUCCCGUCCUCACAAACACAAACAAACUGGAGAGUCUGACGCUCUCAGGUACUAAAAUAUCCUCCCUCCCUGCUGAUCUGUGCGAUGACCUCAAGCAUCUCAGGACUUUGGACUUAUCCUACAACAACAUCAGCGACAUACCUUCUCUUCAGGGAUGUGUCCGACUGCGGGAAAUAAGCUUUCAGCACAACUCCAUUCACCAAAUCCACCGCGGCACUUUCCAAGGCCUCUCGUCUCUGCGCUUGCUAGACCUCAGCAGAAAUGAAAUCCGAGUCAUUCACAAAGAUGCUUUUCUCACACUGUCUGCGCUUACAAAUCUAGAUCUGAGCAUGAACUCCCUGACCCUAAUUCCCACAAGUGGACUGAGCUCACUGAGUCAACUCAAACUGUCCGGAAACCCAGAGAUGAAGAAUGUGCUGCCUGCAAAAACACUGCCCAAGCUCAGGUCCAUCUCUGUGCCUUACGCUUACCAGUGCUGCGCCUUUUGUGACCAGUCUAGUCUAGAGGAAAAGGAAGAAAAAAAACCAGGUGGAGAAGAAGUAGAAAGGAACUCAAUGUUAAUGCACUGCUCCCCUUCACCAGGCGCCUUCAAGCCGUGUGAGCACCUGCUGGGGAACUGGAUGAUUCGUCUGACCGUUUGGUUCAUCUGUGUGGUGGCUCUGGUCUUCAAUAGUCUGGUUCUUGUGGCCACCUUUGGACCGACCCACCGCUCAAUGCGACACCCGUACUCCCCGGGCAUGUCGCCUGCGCGCCUGCUCAUGGGGCUGUUGGCGCUGGCCAACCUCCUGACUGGACUCUACGUGUGCGUGUUGACCGUGCUGGACCUGGCAACUUGGGGCUCUUUCGCAGAGUUUGGGAUGUGGUGGGAGACGGGCCCCGGUUGCCAGGUCACAGGCGUGAUGGCAGUCUUCUCUUCUGAGUGGUCCACGCUGUUGUUGGCGCUGGCCGCUGUGGAGCGCAGUGUGUCGGUGCGAGUGAUCCUGGGGAAGGUCCUGCUGACGCCCCCCCUAAGCAGCUCUCAGGGCGGCUGCUGGAGAGGUGGCCGGCGCUUCAGCGUGGCUGCGGGUGUUCUGGGCUUGCUGGCGGCAGGUGUGGCCUGUCUGCCCCUCUUGAGCUCUGGGGAGCAGGCUUCCCCGCUGUGCCUGCCCUUUGCUGGAGUAGACAGUCCGGCUCUGAGCGUCACCGUGGUGCUGGUGCUGCUCAAUGCUCUGGCGUUCCUCUUCACAGCCACGGUCUACACCCAGCUGUACUGUCACCUGGGCCGAGUGGAGCUGGCCGACCCGGAGCAGUGCGGGGCGCUGCGGCACGUGGCCUGGCUCAUCUUCACAAACUGCAUCUUCUUCUGUCCUGUCGCGGCCUUCUCCUUUGCCCCUCUCCUCACGGGUUCCGUUGGGGGCCGGGAAAUCGCAAAGUCGGUCACAUUGAUUUUCUUCCCGCUGCCUGCUUGUUUGAACCCAGUGCUAUACGUGUUCUUCAGCCCCGCCUUCAGGGAGGACUGGUCACGGCUGCGCGGGCUCAGAGGAUCUCGAGAGGUGAAGUGUGAGGUUGACGAUGGAGGCGGGAGCUCGGAGCUGACGGACAGAGGCUCGUCUUCUUUGGACUCAGAGUGCGGCUUGUACUCAGAGCUGUGUACAGACGUGUGUGAGCGGUGUGAGGCCGUGCUGCGCGCCCGGACCUGCCCCUCCAGCGCCUCUGUGUGCAGACACUUUGUGAAGGCCCACAGCUGUCCCACCCUCUCGGGGGCGGCCGCCUUGUGCCCGCCUGCAGAGGGGUUUUGGGCCGACAGCGGCACACCUCUGGCUCAGUCUGAGUAUGCAGACGAGGGAGACUCUUUUGUGUCGGACAGUUCAGACCAGGUCCAGGCCUGUGGCAGGGCCUGUUUCUGUCAGAGCAGAGGACUGCCGCUGGUACAAUACUCAUACAACAUACCUCGAGUCAAAGACUGA
Knipowitschia caucasica is the source of this 2880-nucleotide messenger RNA. Lineage: Eukaryota; Metazoa; Chordata; Actinopteri; Gobiiformes; Gobiidae. The record is from the annotation of a GenBank genome assembly.